GUACCCAUGCGUCGAACUACUUGAGUACCCAGGUAGCUGGUGUAUCUGUCGCGGCCCUGAGGAUUGUAAAGGCUCACAGCUUAUCUUGACUUGGUUGACUUGACACUCUAAUCCGAUAUAGAGCUGAUUUCCUACUUCCUCAAGUUAUCAAACUACCUACAUAGGUACUUAACAUAUCUGGCUCCACAGCUGAGACGAAGAGAUUGGGUUAGUCUCGUUCGCACCCCACGUUCCAAAUGUAGGCCCUGAUAAGCCAUCGGACAGAUCAAAUUUUUGGUACAAACCAGCUCAUAUCUCUGUUCUACCUCAGCCUUCUUCAAUUCAUCUGUCGUGUAUUAGACAAUGCAGAGAGCCAAGCUCAAGGGAUCUCGGCCACAGACACGGCCUCAGGCUGAUGGGUUACAAGAGACGAGAUACCGUGGGCUCUCUUCCCAGAGCACAUCCUCUAAUAGUCUCGGUACUGGGGACCAAUUCAACGCUCCCCAGGGCAACAUGAGCGUCACUCAAGGCCCCGGUAAUCAAUUCCCUGGGGCUAAUUUCCAAGGGACUGUGAAUUUCCACACUACCGGCAAGGCCCACUCGGCUUCGCCAUUACAAGAAUGCUUACAGUCGCUGGCUUUUCCAGAAAUGGACAGGCGGUCGAACGAUAUCGAUAUUGCAGCACAGGGAACAUGCGAGUGGCUAUUUCAACACGAAAAGUUCACGAGGUGGGAGAGGAGUGACCGAGCCCUGCUUUGGAUCAAGGGGAAGCCCGGCUCCGGGAAGUCGACGUUAUUGCGACACGUUCUGAAACAGCUCGAAGUUAAGAAAGGAGGGGAAGACUUGAUCUUUCUCUCAUUCUUCUUCCACGGCCGUGGCUCUGAACUCCAAAAGACACCGUCGGGCCUCUUUCGCGCGCUUCUUUACCAGCUCAUCACAAGUAACUUGGAUCAGACCCCCGACGCCGCAAUCACAGGAUUCGUGAACGAUUUUGAAAGACAAUGCAAAACCAGGGGUAAGCUGGGCGAAGGGUGGCAGUGGGACCCGCAAGCUUUGCGACGCUCUCUCAACUCAUUGCUCCAGAGUGUCUUGACAACUCGCCCAGUAUGGCUAUUCAUUGAUGCGUUAGACGAAUGUGGGAGAAAGGACGCCGUGAGGCUGGUCGAAGAGUUCAAAUCCUUGCUCAAGAGUUCCCAAUAUAACAGCUCAAAACAGUUUCACAUCUGCUUCACUUGUCGUCACUACCCGAAUCUGGAUAUGAAUACAGAUGACUUGUUCGAAAUACACGUUGAGGAUGAAAACAGGACAGACAUAUCGACGUUCGUUGGAGAGAAGCUGUCUUCGUUUCAAGGAAGAACGAAAUCCAGUAUUCCAGAUUUGAUCAUACAACGUGCCAACGGCGUUUUUUUGUGGGCAGAGCUUGUGGUGAAGAAUGUUCUGGACCUGGACCGCGAUGGGGAGACAGUGUGCAAGAUUGAAGCGGAAAUCUCUUCUGUUCCUCAGGAGCUAGAUGACUUGUUCCGCGAACUCAUCCGAGAGAUGGACUCGGCAUCUCUGAAGCUAAUCCAGUGGAUCUGCUUUGCUAUGCGACCCUUGACAGUCGACGAAUUGCGAUGGGCUAUGUUUAUCGACGUUGACUGCCGUCACAGGUCAUUGCAGGCAUGUCAUAAUUCGAAGCAUUACGAGCCGGACAGUAAGAGGUUCAAGAGACGAGUUCAGACGCUCAGCCGCGGUCUUGCUGAGGUGACCUCAGACGAACAGACUGUCCAGUUCAUCCAUCAGUCGGUCAAGGACUUUUUUAUCCAGAAAGGUUUAUCAGCUCUGGACACCAGUCCGACAAUACGCUUUUUCACAGCCCUGGAGGUCAUUCACCAAUCUAUCAAGGACUUUUCCAUCAAAAAGGGUCCAUCAGUCCUGGACGAGGGCCCGGGCUUGUACAUGUCAACCACUCUAAUUGUGCUCGCUACCGUAUUUUUUUACUUGCACUACUUCACGAGAGGCCCUCAAAGUCUCUCACCAGGUCAUUCUUCUCCUCCACCUAUUAUCCGUGCGAUGGUCUCAGCUUUCUUGGUGCGCGGUGUAUCGGUCCGGGACGCCAAAGCCGAUUUUAUCGCGCGCAUCGCACACUAUCGACUAUCCAGGAUCUGUAUACGCUACUUAGCAAUGGAGGAGGUCGGUCGGUCGACAGAGCAUGAAGAUGAUGACUUUCCUUUUCUGCGUUACGCCUUGACCUCAUGGGUCCCUCACACAAAGGCGAGUGACGCUAGAAGUGUCCCUCAAGAGGAUCUUUUGGAAUGCUUUGAGUGGUCGUCACACUCUGUCGUGGAACGAUGGGUGCGUGUUUACAGAGAGAUCCAUGCUUUGAAAUAUUCCAAUUACCAUCCACCAGAUGGAACUAGUCUGGUGCAUGUCUUGUCGAGAUACGGGUUAUUGGGACCACUGAGGGUCAUAAUGCAGAGGGCGGACCACACUGAUGUUGACAUUAAAGACGGGGUUGGCCGGACGCCCUUAUCGUAUGCUGCCGAGUUUGGGCACGAGGCCGUUAUACGACUACUCCUCGACAACGGCGCCUAUAUCGAGACGGCCGACAAGAAUGGCCGGACGCCACUAUCGCGUGCUACUACACAAGGGCACGGUGCCGUGAUACAACUACUCCUCGACAACGGCGCCUAUAUUGAGGCGGCUGAUAACGAUGGCUGGACACCAUUAAUGUACGCUGUUACACCUUGGCUUAAGCCUGUUGUGCGCCAGCUCUACCACAGCGGCCCCAGCGGCCCCAACAGCGAAUUCCGAGAUUAUCAGUUGCAGUUGAGACUGAUUGAGGAUCUAAAUAGAAAGCGUCUCAUGAAGGCCGGACAGCGGCAGGCUUUAGCAACUACGAACAAUCGUGAGGCUUUUGUGCGGCUGCUCCUUGACAAGGGUGCCAACAUUCAAGUGAAGGACAAGGACGGUUUGACGCUGCUGUGGUGUGCCACUAUACUCGGGGAAGAGGCUGUUAUACGGCUGCUCCUGGAUAAAGGCGCUAAUACUGAGGGGACAGACAAAGUAGGCAACACGCUGGUAUCAUAUGCCAUCAAGGACAAUAACAAGCCUGUCGUACGGCUUCUACAACUCCAUACUACAGUGGGCCUCGAAGAGUCUCCCCACCCCCGGCCCAAGCACAAUUACAACCUUCGGCCUCGGCACACUUAG
Molecule: messenger RNA, 3171 nt
Organism: Diaporthe batatas
Lineage: Eukaryota; Fungi; Ascomycota; Sordariomycetes; Diaporthales; Diaporthaceae
Exons: 3
Coding region: 343-3171 (942 amino acids)
Molecular function (GO): protein binding
Source: RefSeq, a predicted model, not a curated record